This is a messenger RNA of Phalaenopsis equestris, 616 nucleotides long. Its product is annotated as stigma-specific STIG1-like protein 2. Lineage: Eukaryota; Viridiplantae; Streptophyta; Magnoliopsida; Asparagales; Orchidaceae. The record is from RefSeq and is a predicted model, not a curated record.
CAUGUCCUUCCCUUUCCUCCAACUAUCCAUCACCAUCCUAUCCCUCCUCAGCAUCAUCUCCCCAAUGCAAGCAGACUACGCCGACCUCGUUAACAAACACUUUAUCAACCUCAGCCCCCGCGCCGGAAGCCGGCUUCUCGCCCACAAGUCCGAACAGCUGCACCACCAUUGCUUCUCGGCGGAAAACACCACUUGCCCUGCUGAAACACCGCGCAGAAAGCAGAACGAACAGCUAACCUGCUGCAGGAACCGCUGCCGCGAUAUCCUCUCAGACCGCAACAACUGCGGCCUGCGGCCACCCUGCGGCCACAAAUGCGGCUUCGGGGAGCUGUGCUGCAACGGCAUGUGCGCGGCCGUGGCUUACGAUGUGCGCAACUGUGGCGCGUGUGGCAGGGGUUGCAAGCAUAAGCUGCGGGGCAUAAGCUGCGGUGCGAGUACGGCACGUGUGGCUACGCUUAAUAUGAAGGUGUCAAGACAUGUAGUUGAAAGCAGGGGCCGCCAAAGGCCAAUGGUAAGUAGUAGCAGCGAUGAUGACCAACAGGGUUCGUUGGUGACCCACAAGCGGUUGUUAGAGGCUAUCUACAUCCUCUUCUUUCUCUUCAAUCGAGCCAUCUGA